Messenger RNA from Ornithodoros turicata, 3852 nucleotides. RefSeq lists its product as uncharacterized. Gene Ontology annotation, molecular function: nucleic acid binding; aspartic-type endopeptidase activity. Lineage: Eukaryota; Metazoa; Arthropoda; Arachnida; Ixodida; Argasidae. Gene Ontology annotation, biological process: DNA integration; proteolysis. The transcript has 4 exons. Bases 1 to 3852 code for a protein of 1283 amino acids. The record is from RefSeq and is a predicted model, not a curated record.
AUGGACCCACCGCCAGCAAGCCCCGCCGUGAACGUACCCGGCGCCUUUCCGCCCGCUGCCUCACCGUCUAGCACGGCCCCGCCCACCUCUGCAGCCGUGCAGCAUUUCGCCGUUCGGCUUCCCCCCUUUUGGCCUCAGAACCCAGCUGUGUGGUUUUUGCAGGUGGAGUGCCAAUUUGAACUCGCGCACAUCACCACUCAGCUCACCAAAUUCCGCCACGUUGUCAGCGUGCUUCCGCAAGACAUUGCCGCCCAGGUAGUCGAUAUCCUGUCUGCUCCUCCAGCGAACGCUCCCUUCGAUGCCCUGAAGACUGCCAUCCUGGAGCGCACUACAGCAUCGGAGCGUAAGCGCCUCCAACAGCUUCUGACCGCCGAAGAGCUUGGUGAUCGCCGCCCGAGUCAACUCCUACGCGACAUGCAAAAUCUCCUUGCCGAUCGCGCGGCGACCUUUGAUCCCACCCUCUUAAAGGAGCUCUUCCUGAGCCGCCUGCCCGCGAACGUGCAAAUGAUUUUGGCCACAGCCACCACCCACCCUCUGCAAGACCUGGCCGCUCACGCAGACAAGAUUAUGGAGGUCUCCCCUCCGCAAGUCGCUGCAAUUCCUGCUGCCGCCUCCUUCUCCCACGCAGUUGCGUCAGGACCAGCCACUUGCGCCGCUAUUACUGACACCCAUCCUUCGAACCUCACGGGUGCCGUGGCGCAGCUCCAAGCCGAUCUCGCCCGUCUUUCGACCCUGGUAGAACAGCUGACCGUGCAGUCCCGCAACGACACUCGGCGGCGAGGAUCAAGGUCCCCACGACGUCGUUACAACAGUCGUCCCCGUUCUCCCACACCUACGCCACAACAGCCAUCCCCACUGCAUUCUUCCUUGCUCCUGGGCGGAAAACUCCGGCGGAGACCGCUAGUGGCUGCGGCAGUCUCCGGCAAUCCAGGCAGCCGACUUUACUUCGUGGUGGACCAGGCAUCCCACACCAAAUUCCUGGUCGAUACGGGCGCCGAAGUUAGCGUGCUCCCUGCCUCUGCCCUCGACAAAAAGCGCCCCCCGCUUUUUCAUCUCACUGCCGUCAACAAUACCGGAAUUCCCGUGUACACGCAGCGCUCCCUCACCCUAAACCUAGGCCUGCGACGAAACUUUCCAUGGUUAUUUUUGGUGGCCGCCGUCGACAGAGCCAUUUUGGGAGCAGAUUUUCUCCAUCAUUUCCGCCUCACCGUCGACGUCGCUCGCAAGAGACUCGUGGACACGUCCACCUCACUCUCCGUUCCAGCAGCCUCGGCUAGCGACCUUCCCCCUCCGAGCGGCCCAACAAUCUCUGCACUUAUGUCGCCUUAUGCGGCGAUCCUGUGCGACUUUCCUAGCCUCACUCGUGCACCGGACUGGACGAAGCCUGUGACACAUGAUGUCGUGCACUAUAUCAACACCACUGGUGCACCAGUCUUCGCUCGCCCGCGUCCCUUGGCGCCCGAAAAGCUCAAGAUAGCUCGCGCGGAAUUCGACCACAUGCUCUCCAUUGGUGUCGCCCGUCCCUCUUCUAGCAACUGGUCAUCCCCACUUCACAUGGUGCCUAAGAAGACGGGGGACUGGCGCCCAUGUGGCGACUUUCGCGCAUUAAACCUGGUCACAACACCCGACCGGUAUCCCCUCCCCAGGCUUCAAGAUUUCACCAGCAACCUGCACGGCGCCAAAAUCUUCAGCAAAAUAGAUCUAAUGAAAGCUUACCACCAGAUUCCCGUCGCUCCAGAGGACAUUAUCAAGACAGCUAUUACGACACCGUUUGGACUGUUUGAGUUUCCACGCAUGCCCUUCGGCUUACGAAAUGCGGCUCAAACGUUCCAACGUUUCAUCGAUUGCGUCGUCCGAGGGCUUCCUUUUGUUUUUGCUUAUAUAGACGAUAUUUUGGUGGCAAGCUCCUCACCUCAAGAACACGAACGCCACCUUCGCCUGCUGUUCCAGCGCCUGACUGACCAUGGCAUCGUCGUGAACGUGGCGAAGUGUGAAUUCGGUGUCGCCUCCACUGAGUUCUUAGGCCACCGAGUCACUUCUGAAGGCAUUGCCCCCCUGGAAGGCAAGGUCGAGGCCAUAACCAACUUCCCCCGUCCUGAGUCCCUCCGACAACUGCGCCGCUUUCUCGGCCUUAUAAAUUUUUACCGGCGUUUUAUUCCGCACUGCGCAGAGACCCUACGUCCUCUUGAAGAACUGCUCGCCGGCGGGAAAUCUAACACGUCUCCUUUACCGUGGACCCCGACAACCGAUGCCGCCUUCACCAAGAUCAAAGGCGACCUCGCCCAGUCGACGCUACUGUAUCACCCGCAACAUGACGCCCCAACAGUACUCAUGGUCGACGCGUCUAAUGUCGCCGUCGGGGCAGUCGUCCAACAGCAGAUCGACGGCGAUUGGCGGCCCACGGCUUUCUUCUCCAAAGCCCUCCAACCUCCAGAGGGAAACUACAGCACUUUUGGCCGUGAACUGCUGUCUGCCUACCUUGCCGUGCGGCAUUUCCGGCAUUUCCGGAAGGCCGUCGGUUUUCCAUCCUUUCCGACCACAAGCCUUGACGCAUGCCUUCCGUUCCGCCAGCAGUCGCACGUCCGUGGGGCGGACAACUCUCCGGCCGACGCAUUGAGCAGGCUUGCGCACCUGAACGCCAUCGACCCGCAACUCUCCCCUGAGCUUAUCGCCCAGGCCCAGACCUCCGACGACGAGCUCACCCGCUUGCGCGCUUCCAACACCACCUCCCUGAAGCUUACCGACGUCGCCAUUCCCGACUCUCAGCUGAUGCUGUGUUGCGAUACCGUCCGGAGCCCAGCCCAGGCCUUUCGUUCCCGCCGGUCUUCGCCGAGCGAUUUUCCAUUCCCUGCACGACCUUGCGCAUCCCGGCGUUCCCCGUUUGCCCUUCCCGACACUCGCUUCGACGUGGUGCAUCUGGACAUAGUGGGCCCCUUGCCUCCGUCAUCCGGUUUCCGGUACAUGUUGACAGCGAUCGACCGGUUCACCCGUUGGCCAGAGGCGGUGCCAAUGCCCGACAUGACGGCCGAAACUGUCGCCGCUACCUUCCUCUCGGCAUGGAUCUCCCGAUUCGGCGUUCCGUCUCACGUUACUACGGACCGCGGCAGACAGUUUGAAAGUGCCCUCUUCUCCGCCUUCACCAACUUGCUCGGAACUGCCCGGGUGCGGACGACAUCGUACCAUCCCGCAUCCAACGGCAUUGUCGAGUGCAUGCACCGUCAAUUAAAAGCUGCACUCAUUGCCCACGAAGACCGAACGCACUGGUCGGCCCACCUCCCUAUCGGCCUUCUUGGACUCCGUGCCGCGCUCAAGCCUGACCUUGGUGCCAGCCCGGCGGAGCUCGUCUACGGCAGGGCCCUGCGCCUGCCUGGAGAAUUUUUCGCCUCUUCAAAUCAGUGUAGCACAUCAUCACACUUCGUGCGGCACCUUCACGACUUUUUCAGCUCCAUUCGUCCCGUCCGGCCUCGCCCAUCCUCGUCAUACAAGCCCUACGUUCCACAAGACCUCCAGAGCGCCACCCACGUUUUCGUUCGCGCUGACGCUAUACGGAAAUCCCUGACACCGCCUUAUUCCGGUCCUCAUCCUGUACUUGGUCGCGCCGGCAAGAACUACCGUGUAAAUCUCAACGGCACGCACGACACUGUGAGUGUCGACCGUCUGAAGCCGGCCUACGUCGAAGCUUGCCCGCCAGUCGUCGCGGCUCUCCCCGACGUCCCGUUCCCCCUUCAACGUCGUCGGCCCAACACUACUCCUCUGUCCCACCAACCUGCAGCCAAGACCGUUACAUGGUCAGACAGUUUGGCACUGUCUCCAGCGGGGGGGCCAUGUAGCAGACGGCGCGCCGCUCCGUGA